Molecule: messenger RNA, 228 nt
Organism: Ilex paraguariensis (yerba mate)
Lineage: Eukaryota; Viridiplantae; Streptophyta; Magnoliopsida; Aquifoliales; Aquifoliaceae
Source: the annotation of a GenBank genome assembly
AUGAGCGACCAAGGAGAAAAAACUUGUCCCCUCUGUGCUGAAGAGAUGGACUUGACCGACCAGCAGUUGAAGCCUUGCAAGUGCGGUUAUGAGAUCUGCGUUUGGUGCUGGCAUCACAUAAUGGAAAUGGCUGAGAAAGAUGUGACAGAAGGGCGAUGUCCAGCAUGUCGUACGCCUUAUAACAAGGAAAAGAUUGUCGGAAUGACACCAAUGUGUGAAAGGGCUUAA